AGCACCGCACCCUUGUAAAACCCUAUAGAGUGGUGGUUUUCGGUUGCAUCUGAGUCAUAGUUCCUCAUUGUAGACGGUCCCUUGCGCUUCAAACCACCCAUCAUGCAAAGCGCGUCCAACGGCUCAGUAGCUGUAGCAAUCUGUGUUGCUCAGCUCUACCAUUGGGGUGGUCACUGGUGGUCGCAGGCCAGCGAUACUUCAAAACCAGGCCCACGAACUGGACUGAGCCCACCCUGCGCUGUCCACGGAUUACCCGAACUGCUACACGGCAUCCCGGUGAUUGCUGAUCCCUUUGCACCCUACACUGCGUUCCGCCGAGCGGAACAGCGGUGCUGCACGAAUCGAACCUGCACUCCAGUUAGACAGACUCACGUCAAUGGAUUUGGAUAUUAGUCGAACUGAACCGGGAAAUAUGAACGACGGGUUGCAGCUUCAGACACCCAGUCGACAUGAGAAGAGCCUCGGACUUCUCACAACCAAAUUUGUCACUUUGCUGCAAGAGGCGAAGGACGGAGUGCUCGACUUGAAAUUAGCUGCAGACACACUCGCCGUGCGACAGAAGAGACGCAUCUAUGACAUCACCAAUGUGCUGGAAGGCAUCGGGCUCAUCGAGAAGAAGUCCAAGAACAGCAUCCAGUGGAAGGGAGUGGGUCCGGGCUGCAACACCAGGGAGAUCGCUGAUAGGCUGAUUGACCUGAAGGCGGAGCUUGUGGAGCUGGAGCGGCAGGAGCUGGAGUUGGAUCAGCAGAGAGUCUGGGUCCAGCAGAGCAUCAAGAAUGUCACGGACGACAUCAACAACAGCCCUCUGGCGUAUGUCACGCAUGAGGACAUCUGCGGCUGCUUCAAAGGUGACACCCUGCUGGCCAUCCGCGCUCCGUCAGGAACCCAGCUGGAGGUGCCCCUCCCCGAGUCUACUGGUAAUGGGCAGAAGAAAUAUCAGAUGCAUCUGAAGAGCAGCAGUGGGCCAGUUGAGGUCCUAUUGGUCAACAAGGACCCCCAUAGCUCCACCCCUGUGGUGCUCCCAGUCCCGCCCCCAGAAGAUAUGCUCCAACCAGUGCAGCCCAAACAGGCCACACCCACCAGCAAAUCUGCACCAGCCACACCCACACAGAACACCCCCGCACUCCCCCAAGCCCCUCCCCCUAAACAGCAGACUCCGCCCAGCAGCGUAGACCCAGCGGCCUCGGAGUCAGGGUUGUCCAGUAAUAGCUCCAGUGCCCUCAGCUUAACCCCGCCUCCAGACAACCCAUCUGCCAAGGAAGCCUCCUCAUUGGACACUCUUCAGUCCUCUGCCUUAUUGGACAGCAGCUCCUCUCUCCCUGCCUCCAAUGCUGUCUUUGAACCAAUCAAAUCUGAUGCCUUGUUGGACUUCCCCAAGGAGAUGUCCGAGAUGUUUGACCCAACUAAAGAGAGUACUGAUCUUCUGGACGACCUCAUGGCUUCUGAGGUCUUCUCCCCACUGCUGCGGCUCUCUCCUCCCCCGGGUGACCAUGACUACAUCUACAAUCUGGACGAGAGUGAAGGCUUGUGUGACCUCUUCGAUGUGCCCAUCUUCUAGUCUUUCUCCCAAACUCACUCACCGCAUAUGUGGCAUUUACUUGUCAUUCCUUUUGUCCCCUCCCCCUGCCGAACAGAGUUGGCCGACUCUAUUUUUGAAAGACUGUUGUAUAAGCUGAUUUCUUAAAUGUCGAUAUUUUUCAUAAACCUGUUUUAUUAUUUUUGUAAGAAAAGCAAAAUACGUUAAGAGGAUCCUGAGAGAUCAGUUCUGCCCUGUUUAUAGAAGUGGCUAUUAUGUCACAAGACUCUUUAUGACAUCACAAAGCAGUGGUCAUCCUUGCCCAGAUUCUCCUAUGAUGUCACAGACCUUCUCCACACCACGAAGAUCUUAUGACCUCACUGGCCUGUGAUGAUGCCUCAACGUUUUUGACAUCAUAGAAGCAGCUGAUUGGUUGAUGGUCAUUACCUGCUCAUAAUUUUGGGAGGAUUUGCUGCAGCAGCCAAUGGAAAUAAAAUCGUGGACAUUUAGGGGUUGAAACUCAGUAGUACACACACAUGCACACACUUUCACUCUCAUUCAGGCAUACAGUAACAAUUACUGUAUCUAUGUAUAAGGUCAACAAUUGCAUUGAUGAAAGUGAACCAAAUGAGGUGCAUAAAUGAAGAUGGAAAAUCAUUGUGUGUGAGAGAGAGAAAGAGUGUGUGUGUGUGUAAGA
Messenger RNA from Clupea harengus (Atlantic herring), 2213 nucleotides. It is a transcript of the gene e2f4, whose product is annotated as E2F transcription factor 4. The record is from RefSeq and is a predicted model, not a curated record. Gene Ontology annotation, biological process: regulation of transcription by RNA polymerase II. Gene Ontology annotation, molecular function: protein dimerization activity; DNA-binding transcription factor activity, RNA polymerase II-specific; RNA polymerase II cis-regulatory region sequence-specific DNA binding. Lineage: Eukaryota; Metazoa; Chordata; Actinopteri; Clupeiformes; Clupeidae. Gene Ontology annotation, cellular component: RNA polymerase II transcription regulator complex.